CCUGCAGAGCGGUGGCAGCGGUCCCCUUCUGAUGGAAGGAUGGUUGUUCUCAGGCAGUUUGGGCUGCUGCUCUGGAAGAAUUAUAUCCUGCAGAAACGGCAGAUCUUGGUGACAGUCAUAGAAAUCUGCCUGCCACUGCUCUUCGCUGCCAUCCUGAUAGCCCUGCGGCACCGGGUGCACUCCAUCAGCCACCCCAAUGCCACUGUCUACCCCCCUGAGUCUGUGGAUGACCUGCCAGGCUUCUUCUACCGCCGGCACCCCAGCAACCCCUGGGAGCUGGCUUACGUCCCCUCCAACAGCAGCGCUGUCAGGAGCAUUGCCGAGGCAGUGGAGAGAGCUUUACCCAUCAGCAUCAGAGCUCAGGGCUUUGCCUCAGAGCGGGACUUUGAGGAGUAUGUCAAGUCAGACAACCGCUCGGGCAGCGUGCUGGCCGCCAUCGUGUUCAAGCACCGCUUCCAGCAGAGCUCGGCCCCGCUGCCCCUCCAGGUCAGCUAUGAGCUGCGCUUCAAGUACAGCCCGAGGAACGCGCCGCGGAGCGAACAGACGGGGCUGAACCCCAACCUGGACCGGGACUGGCACACCAGCUACCUCUUCCCACUCUUCCAGCUGCCCGGUCCCCGGGAGGCCAAGUUUGCUGAUGGGGGGACACCAGGCUACAUCCGAGAAGGUUUCCUGGCAGUGCAGCAUGCAGUGGACAGAGCCAUCAUGCAGUACCACACCAACGCCAGCUCCACCAGCCUGCUGGAGAACAUCACGGUGGUGGUGCAGCGCUUCCCCUACCCGGCAUACGUCAACGACCUCUUCCUCCUCGCCAUCCAGAACCAGCUGCCCUUGCUGCUUAUGCUCAGCUUCACCUACACCUCACUCAACAUAGUCCGAGCUGUCGUGCACGAGAAGGAGAAGAAGCUAAAGGAGUACAUGCACAUGAUGGGUCUCAGCAACUGGUUGCACUGGAGCGCCUGGUUCCUCAUGUUCUUCCUCUUCCUCCUGGUGUCCGUGUUUUUCGUCACUGUGCUCUUCUGUGUCAAGGUGAGCGAACAGGGAGCAGUGCUCACCAACAGCGAUCCCACACUGGUGUUCACCUUCCUUGCCGUCUUCUCCAUCUCCUCUAUCUCCUUCAACUUCAUGGUGAGCACCUUCUUCUCGAGAGCAAAUGUUGCAGCUGCUGCUGGCGGCUUCCUCUACUUUUUCUCCUACAUCCCUUACUUCUUUAUCUCGCCCCGCUACGACCUGAUGUCCCACAGCCAGAAGCUGGCGUCCUGCCUCAUCUCCAAUGUGGCCAUGGCCAUGGGGGCACAGCUUAUAGGCAUGUUUGAAGGAAAAGGGACUGGCAUUCAGUGGAGGGACCUGAUGAAGCCCGUCAGCGUAGAUGACAACUUCACCUUAGCCCAGGUGCUGGGGAUGCUGCUCCUGGACUCAGCGCUGUACGGCGUGGUGGCCUGGUACGUGGAGGCCGUCUUUCCAGGGGAGUACGGCGUGCCUCAGCCGUGGUACUUCUUCUUGACGCCCUCAUACUGGUGUGGACGCCCCAGGACUGUCGUUGGAAAAGAGAAGGAGGAGGAGGAGGACCCUGAGAAAGCUCUGAAGAGCCAGUACAUUGAGGAGGAACCAGCUGACCUCGUGUCAGGAAUCAAAAUAAAGCACCUUUCCAAGGUCUUCAAAGUGGGAAACAAGAUGAAAGAGGCAGUCAAGGACUUAACGGUGAACAUGUAUGAAGGGCAGAUCACAGUCCUUUUGGGACACAACGGUGCUGGGAAGACCACCACUCUGUCAAUGCUCACAGGUCUGCACUCUCCAACGAGUGGGCAGGCGUACAUCAAUGGCUACGAAAUCUCCCAGGACAUGGUCCUGAUCCGCCGCAGCCUGGGCCUGUGUCCCCAGCACGACGUCCUCUUUGACAACAUGACGGUGGAAGAGCACCUCCACUUCUAUGCAGGGCUGAAGGGGUACCCACCCUCCAAGUGCCCCGAGGAGAUCAACCACAUCCUGAGGAUCCUCAACCUGGAGGACAAGCGCCGCUCUCUGACCAAGGCGCUCUCCGGGGGCAUGAAGCGCAAGCUCUCCAUUGGCAUCGCCCUCAUUGGGGACUCCAAGGUGGUGAUGCUGGAUGAGCCGACAUCAGGGAUGGACCCAGCCUCUCGUAGGGCCACGUGGGACCUCCUGCAGCAGCAGAGAAGCAACCGCACCAUCCUGCUGACCACCCACUUCAUGGAUGAGGCUGAUCUGCUGGGGGACCGCAUAGCCAUCAUGGCCAAGGGCGAGCUGCAGUGCUGCGGCUCCUCGCUCUUUCUCAAGCGUAAAUAUGGGGCAGGAUAUCACAUGGUGAUGGUGAAGGAGCCCUACUGUAACCUGGGGGAGAUCUCCCGCCUCAUCUGUCACUAUGUGCCCAAUGCCACCAUGGAGAGCAACGCCGGGGCCGAGCUUUCCUUCAUCCUGCCCAAGGAGAGCACACACAGGUUUGAAGCCCUGUUCACGGAGCUGGAGCAGAAGCGGGAGGAGCUGGGCAUCGCCAGCUAUGGCGCCUCGGUCACCACCAUGGAGGAAGUCUUCCUGAGGGUUGGGAAGCUGGUGGACUCCAGCAUGGAUAUCCAGGCCAUCCAGCUGCCUGCUCUCCAGUACCAGCACGAGAGACGCUCCAAUGACUGGGCCAUGGAUGACUCCAGCAGCCUGAGCGGGAUGACGGAUAUGACGGACGACAGCGGGGCGCUCAUUACCGAGGACUGCUCCAGCAUCAAGCUCAACACCGGGUUCUACCUGUGCUGCCAGCAGUUCUACGCCAUGUUCAUGAAGCGAGCCAUGUACAGCUGGCGCAACUGGAAGAUGGUGGCAGCGCAGUUCCUCGUGCCUCUGAUCUUCACUGCCUUUGCCCUCAUCGUGGCCAAGACCUUCCCGGGACCCAGGGACUCCUCCCUGCUGAGGCUGACGCUGGAGCCCUAUGGCCAGACCAUCGUACCUUUCUGCGUCUCGGCCGCCUCAGGCCUGUCACAGAGGUUGGCAGAGCAGUACGUGGAGCUGCUGGAUGCCCAGCAUCAGUCACCGCUGGAGGUGCUGGGUGGCCUGGAGGAGUACCUCAUCUCAAGAGCCUCCAAGGAAGGAGGAGCCUUCAACGAGCAUUACAUUGCAGCUGCCUCCUUCGAAGGAGCCGGGAACCACACGGUGGUCACUGCGCUCUUCAACAACCAGGCCUAUCACUCCCCGGCCACAGCCCUUAUGCUGGCUGACAACGCUGUCUUCAGGGUACUGGCAGGCCUCAAUGCCUCCAUCACAGUCACCAACUACCCUCAGCCCCGCAACAUCACCGAGAAGGCCAAAGACCAGCUCAUGGAAGGCCAGACGGGGUUUGCCAUUGCCAUCAACUUGCUGUACGGCAUGGCCUCACUCGCCAGCACCUUCGCUCUGCUGCUGGUCAGCGAGCGGGCCAUCAAAGCCAAGCAUGUCCAGUUUGUCAGCGGCGUCUACGUGGUCAACUUCUGGCUGUCUGCCCUCCUCUGGGACAUCAUCAACUUCCUCAUCCCUUGUGCUCUGAUGCUGGUGAUAUUCCAAGCCUUUGAUGUGCAAGCCUUCACCCAAGACAGCCACCUCGUUGAUGUGAUGCUGAUCUUCCUCCUUUAUGGCUGGGCCAUCAUCCCCCUCAUGUACCUCCUCAGCUUCUUCUUCUCAGUGGCAGCCACAGCCUACACCCGUCUCACCAUCUUCAAUAUCCUCUCAGGCACUGCCACCUUCCUCGCAGUCACCAUCAUGAGCAUCCCAGAGCUGGGCUUGGUGGACCUCUCCAAAACCCUGGAUAAAGUCUUUCUUGUCUUACCCAAUUACUGCUUGGGCCAAUGCAUCAGUGACUUCUACCAGAACUAUGAGUUUAUUCAGUUUUGUACCUCCUCUGUUGAAGCCAUCUUCAUCUGCAAGGCAUUCAAUAUCAGUUAUCAGAUGAACUACUUUUCCUGGGAGACGCCGGGGAUUGGACGAUACCUGACUUCCUUGACCGUCCAGGGCUUCUCCUUCCUCUUCCUCCUUUUCCUCAUUGAGACAAACCUUCUCUGGAGACUGAGAACUUUGGUCUGUGGCAUCUGCAGGCGGCGAAAAUGGGUGGCAUUGCUGAACAGGGUGUCGGUGCUGCCAGAGGACCGGGAUGUGGCAGAUGAGAGGAAGAAGGUUUUGGAGUCACCACCAGAACUGCUGUCAUCGCUCAGCAGCCCUCUGGUCAUUAAGGAGCUCACCAAGGUCUAUGACAGCCGGGAAUCCCUGCUGGCGGUGGACAGGAUCUCCUUGGCAGUCAGCAAAGGGGAAUGCUUUGGUCUUCUUGGCUUCAAUGGAGCGGGAAAAACCACCACCUUCAAGAUGCUGACUGGUGAUGAGAGCAUCACAUCGGGGGAUGCCUUUGUGGAUGGCCACAGCAUUCUGGCCAACAUCAAAAAGGUCCAGCAGCGGAUCGGCUACUGCCCACAGUUUGAUGCCCUCCUGGACCACAUGACGGGCCGUGAGACCCUGAGCAUGUACGCCCGGCUGCGGGGCAUCCCCGAGCGCUACAUCGGCAGCUGUGUGGAGAACAUGCUGAGAGGGCUGCUCCUGGAGCCCCACGCCGACAAGCUUGUGAGGACCUACAGCGGCGGUAACAAGCGGAAGCUGAGCGCUGGCAUUGCCCUCAUUGGUGGUCCCCCCGUCAUCUUCCUGGAUGAGCCCUCCACUGGCAUGGACCCCGUGGCCCGGCGUUUGCUCUGGGACGCAGUGACACGGACACGGGAGUGUGGCAAAUCCAUCAUCUUCACCUCUCACAGCAUGGAGGAGUGCGAGGCCCUGUGCACGCGGCUGGCCAUCAUGGUGAACGGGCAGUUCAAGUGCCUGGGCAGCCCCCAGCACCUGAAAAGCAAGUUUGGCAGUGGCUACACCUUGCUGGCCAAAACACGGAGUGAGGAGGAGGGUGAGCUGCAGGCCUUCAAGGCCUUCGUGGAGAAGACUUUCCCAGGUAGUGUCCUGAAACACGAGCACCAGGGCAUGGUACACUAUCACUUGACCAGCAAGAACCUCAGCUGGGCACAGGUCUUUGGGGCCUUGGAGAAAGCCAAAGAGAAGUAUCGCUUGGAAGACUAUUCGGUGAGCCAGAUCUCCCUGGAGCAAGUCUUCAUGAGCUUCACUCGCUUCCAGCACUACACAGAGGACAGAGGGAAAUGAGCAGAAGCCCCCACUGGUGCCCUUCAUCAUGGACUGGCCCUGCUGCCUAUACAUAGUAUAUAUAGAGACAGUAAUUUAUAUAUUGGCGUGUCUUAAAUAAUGUAUAAAUGUAAGAAACUUUUCACCGGGGAGGGGGGAGAAGAUGGCAUUGUACCUUCUGCCAUCAGGAGCGCCAGGGGUGCGUGUGCAUUGCGUGCUGCCGCAGUGCCGGUCUGUGUGUGAGUGUGUGUGUGUGUGUGUGUGCAUGUGACACUUCCACCCUCCAGCCUUCAUCCCCAUCUUUACAGAAAAAAAAAAAAAAGCCCAAAAAGAAGGGGGAAGCCUGGAGGGGUGGAGAGGGGUGGUGGGGAGAAGGCUGUCAGAGGAGGCGUGGGAUGCUGUUCCCAGAUGGCACAGCACUCCCCCUGCCCUUGCCCUUUUCCCUGCCCAACGCUCACACCCAUCAGGACGCUGCUUUGUGGUCUUGGCCCGCAUGUUGAUGUGUAUUGUUAGGUGGUUUGCUCGUGGUUUAACAGGAGGCUGUCACAUAGCUUAGAUCCGAGCUGUUUGCUGGGUGAAUCGGGAUGUGCUGCUUUCAGAAGCACUCGGUGAAUCGUGGAGAGGACAAGGCAUGCCUCCCGGCCAGCCCCUCCAUGGCAUGGAGGAGGCUCCGUCUCCUUUAACCUCUUAGAAAACUGUCCCCUCCUGCCUGCUGGCCCAGGGGUGGAGGCAAGCCGAGGGGCUGGCGCCGGGCCGAGUGCUGGCAGGAUGUGUUAAUGGAGAAGUGCCCAGAGCUCGGUUCCUCGGCACAGCACGUGCUGGGUACGGCUGCAGUGCCUGAGCGAGGGCUGAGAGGUGUCACAGGGGGCCUGGGGACGCUGCUGGCCUCACUUACUGCAUCCACAAAAAGGCUGAAGCAGCAGCGCUGCCCUCAGUGUGCUGGGCAGCCGCAGGACCAGAUUUGAAGGCCAGCGAUGCUCUUGCUGUGCCCCUGUCCUGCUGUGCUCUCCCCUUACACCCCACACAGCCUGACCAGAGCACACCUGUCCCAUGUGUGUUCCCCCCCUAUGCCGUCCCUGUCCCCUCUGCACCGUGCCAGGCUGCUCCGGAGGGGCCAAGGCACUGUCCUGCCCUUGCCCAGCUGUGGGGGAUGCUGCUGGGCACCGUGCAUCAGGCACCAGCACUGCCCAGCCUGGCCUGUGCCCAGUCAGAGGCAACAACUGGGAUUAUUUUUUUUUUUGGCAUUUCCCAGCAGUUGGGUUGCUUUGUUUGUUUGUUUGUUUUAAAUCCAUGUUGAUUCUUGUCUGUCCUUAACUAGUCCCUGUGUCACCUGGGGGCAGCCCCCUUUGGGCCAGCUGCUCCGUGAUCAAUGCAGAGCUAUUUGCACUAUAGUAAUACACACAAUUGCACAUAACAAAAUGAAUUAAUAUUUAUGGCAAGGGGUGCUGAUUCCCUUCUAGUGAUUGCAUUGUCAGGGGUUGGGUUAUAUUUUUGGGUUGGGUUUUUGUUUUGUUUCUGUGACUGACUCAUUCUUUCCUGUUCCAUUUUUUCCCUUUGCCUAAUGUUGUUGUUCAAAACGAUGGUGCAUCAUGUUACUAAGAAUUUCCCUGGAUCUUAAUGACGUGUGUUUUUAUUAGUAAGCAGCCAGCAGGUGAAUGGCAUCCCUGGAACACCUCGGAGCCCUUCAGAGCUGCUGACAAGGACGGUUUGCUCCUUGGGAGCAUCUCUGCCGGCAGCAGAGCCAGCUACUGCCAGGGGCACUGCAGUGGGAAAACCCCAGCACCAGCGCCUUUCCUGGGAGCAGCACCUGGGCAAGAAAAAGUGUGUGUGGGGGUGUGCUUUCUGAUGGGAGGGGACCUGAGGCCACCAGCAAAGUGCUGGGGCUCCCAGUAACUGCUUUUUUUUGGAAGGAGAUAUAAAGCAGGGUGCAGCAGAGCCUCUGGGGCUUUGCCUGGGAUGGGGGAAGCAGUGGGAAAAUAAGGGCUUGCAGAUGUUAAUUGCCACAGGCUGGCAGCACCCUGAGCACAGCAGCAACAGGCAGCACAACCAAGCCCCCCCGUGUCCAUCUGGUGACUCCCCUGCAAGGCUUGGUCCUGGGGCACAUUGGCAGCAUAACACACACGCCCCCCCCCAAGUGCCUGCAGAUGCCACAGUGGAGCCAGUGGUAGAGGAGUCAGGGGCAAGGAUGGCAUCUCCUGGCACCAGCCCACCUCCACCAGGAUCAUCCUGGCCUAAAACAAAGUCUUAACAAAGCAGCAUUUCUUGGUGUCACAGUGCUGUAACAACCCUUCCCUCUUGCCAGAGCAGAGCUGCUGGCUCUGUGUGGUGCUGCUCAGUGUUCCAGUUACAACUGCAGUGCCCAGUUACCCCAGCCCAGGGCCAGAAGGUGGGACAGGGCUGGCUCAGCCAGGCACAUUAGCCAGGUUUUGUGCUGGCAGGGUCACAGCUGCUGUUGGCAACACUCUGGCCUCCCAGGCAGCAGCAGCCAUGUGUGGUGGGAGAAGCAUCACAGGUUCCAGGUGUUGCUGCUCCCUUCUGGCUGCAGUGUGGUUGUUAUUCAUCAUAGGAAUAAUAAAUUUUUUUUUUUCCAGUGGAUGUUUCCUGGCCUCCUUUGGAGUCAGAGAGCAGCUCCAACCCCCCUGGGCUUGGGCUGUUCUGCUCUCUGCUCUCAGCCUUGCAGGGGAGGACAUGGGGGAAUUGGGGUGUGCUCCAGAACCUGACCUGGAAGGGCCCAAUCCAUGUCCAUGGGAAAGUGCAUGGGCUAAGGGAUUUUUGUGGGCCAAAUGCCUGUGGGAGCAUAAGUUGAGGUCCCUAUCCCACCACAGGCAGUCACAACCACUCUCUCUUAGCUCCUCAAUGCACCCCAACAGCCAUGGGCAAGGGGGAGACCUUGAGGCUCAAAAUAGCCAUUAGAACAAUGUCAAGGGCCUCCAUGGCAGUAGGUGGACUGGCCCCAGCACCCUCAUUCCUGCAGCUUUACCCUCCUACAUGCUGCAGCCUGGCUCUGAACCACAGCCAGGGAGCUUGGCCCCCUUCCCCUGUCACUUGCUGAUGCCCAAAUGUCCCCCUGCCCCCUCCCAACACACACCCAAGGCAGCACCAGGCCCUGGCUAAGCACAGGGAGAUGAAGCAGCACCCAGGCAAGGAUGCAGCUCCGAGGAAGCCAGGGGAAAACUCCAAGCCCUCUUCCAGAGUAGCACAGCACCCAACAACUCAGCCACGAGCAUCCCCCCUCCACAGGGAUGCCCUGCUCCGCACCAGCCCAGGGCACAACACUGCACCCCAGCUGCUUCACCACCUCCUGCAAACACAUCCUCCCCCUCCUGCAAGUGUCUCUCCACGGGCAGUUUCAGCACUUUAUUGUCUGGCAGUCCUGCUACAGCACCCCACUGUCCUCCCCGUGGCUCCCGCUGCGGCAGGGGUUCCGCUCCCUCAUCCCCAACACGGCACCACAGUGUCCCUGGGAGCUGGAAGCUGCAGCGGUCCAAAAACUGGCACUUAAGGAAUCCUGGCUGGGGCCGCAGGCUGCUCCUCCACGCCGGGCGCAGGGAAGGGGCAUGUGGCCAGGCAUGGCUGUGGUCCGGUCCUGCUGGCCUCACUGGGCUGGCAGCAUGGGUCACUUGAUUUCGGUCAUCAUUUUAAAAAUGUGGUUCUCUAAAAUGCCACUGAUUCUGGGUUCUGACCAGAUGCUCUCACCUUUGUUUCUCUUUAAAAAAAAAACAAAC
Messenger RNA from Athene cunicularia (burrowing owl), 8870 nucleotides. It is a transcript of the gene ABCA3, whose product is annotated as ATP binding cassette subfamily A member 3. The record is from RefSeq and is a predicted model, not a curated record. NCBI's taxonomy places the organism in Eukaryota, Metazoa, Chordata, Aves, Strigiformes, Strigidae. Gene Ontology annotation, molecular function: ABC-type transporter activity; ATP hydrolysis activity; ATP binding. The transcript is spliced from 30 exons. Bases 40 to 5166 code for a protein of 1708 amino acids. Gene Ontology annotation, biological process: lipid transport; transmembrane transport. Gene Ontology annotation, cellular component: intracellular membrane-bounded organelle; membrane.